AUGUCACCGUACGCAAAUGGGCUUGACGCCAUUAUCAUUGGCGCAGGCCCAGCGGGUAUUGCCAUGGCCUACCGUCUGAAGCAUGAGCUCCAAUUUCACGACUUCAUAAUCUACGACAAGCUCGAUGGCGUCGGCGGAACAUGGAGGGCAAACACGUACCCGGGAUGUGGCUGUGAUCUUCAGUCUCACCUUUACUCCUUCAGCUUCAAUCCGAAUCCAAACUGGUCAAAGCAACUUUGUGAGCAGCCAGAGAUUCUUCAGUAUAUGGAAGACACUGUUGACAAGUUCGACAUCCGCAAGCAUGUCCACACCUCAGUCGAAUGCACCGGCGCGAAGUGGCAUGCGGAAAUCUCCAAGUGGGAGGUGUUCCUCAAGGACCUCAAGUCGGGCCUCGAAUACUCUCGCUUCGUGUCCGUUGUUGUGUCCGCCGUCGGCGCCAUCUCUUUCCCGCGAGAUGUGAAGUUCCCUGGAAUGGAGAAAUUCAACGGCCAUAUGUUCCAUACCGCUCGGUGGGAUCAUUCCGUCUCAUACGCAAACAAGCGUGUGGCUGUCAUUGGCAAUGGUUGCAGCGCCGCCCAGGUCGUGCCAGCCGUGGCCCAGAAGGCUUCCUUCGUGAAGCAGUACGCUCGCAGCGGGCAGUGGUUCCACGAGCGCCCGAACCGAUAUUAUACAGAGCUCGACAAGUUCCUGUUCCGCUGGGUCCCGCUUUGGCAGCGCCUCCUGCGCCUGCGCAUCUUCCUUGAUGCUGACGAGGAGACCACGACCUAUUUUCCAACACCCAAGGGCCUUCGGGUCCGCAUCCAGAAGGAGAACGAGGCAAAGAAAUACAUCCAGUCCAAGGCACCCAAGAAGUACUGGGACCACAUCACCCCAAAGUUUCCACUAGGGUGCAAGCGCCGUAUUUUUGACCCUGGCUAUCUUGACGCUCUUCGCAUGCCCAACGUCGAGCUGCUACCUGAGGGUAUCAAGGAGAUGACAGAAACCGGCAUCAUUUCCGCGUCUGGGAUCCAAGAUGACUUCGACAUCAUUGUCCUAGCCACAGGCUUCCAGGUCUCCGAGUUUCUGACUCCCAUGGACAUCAUUGGCGCAGACGGGCGAUCCCUGCACCAGCAGUGGAAGGAGUGCCGUGGAGCCCAGGCAUACCUUGGCACCUACGUGCACAACUUCCCUAACCUCGCCAUCCUCUUCGGGCCAAACACCUUCCCCGCCAACAACUCGGCUCUGUUUGCAUGUGAGACCCAGGUUGACUACGCCGUCAAGUCACUCUUCAAGCCACUGAUCGACCGCCGGGCCGAUGUGAUAGAGGUGAAGCAGACUGUGGAGGACUACACGACCAACGCCAUCCACAAAGAGUUAAACAACACAGUCUUCUCGGCAGACUGCUCCAACUGGUACAUUGGCAAGUUCGGCCGUAAUGCCGCAUCCUGGCCCGGACUGGCACGCUCUUUCUGGGCCAGCACCUACUUCCCUGACUGGUCGGCCUUUAACAUGGUGGGCGGCAGCAAGCUCUGGCGGUUCUAUGCUGCCCGCCGCUGGGUGACCACCCUAAAACCGCUUACGAAGGCCCUGCUUACGCUGGGCCUUGUAGUCGCGGCAGUCCGUUACAGAAACUAUCAAGACAAGGUUCCAGCUCUUGUUUACCUAAAAAGUCUUGCUGCGAAGGUGUUUUAG
Molecule: messenger RNA, 1671 nt
Organism: Phaeoacremonium minimum UCRPA7
Lineage: Eukaryota; Fungi; Ascomycota; Sordariomycetes; Togniniales; Togniniaceae
Product: putative monooxygenase protein
Exons: 3
Coding region: 1-1671 (556 amino acids)
Molecular function (GO): N,N-dimethylaniline monooxygenase activity; NADP binding; flavin adenine dinucleotide binding
Source: RefSeq, a predicted model, not a curated record